Molecule: messenger RNA, 7313 nt
Organism: Zonotrichia leucophrys gambelii
Lineage: Eukaryota; Metazoa; Chordata; Aves; Passeriformes; Passerellidae
Gene: TASOR2
Product: transcription activation suppressor family member 2
Exons: 20
Coding region: 309-7313 (2334 amino acids)
Biological process (GO): negative regulation of gene expression, epigenetic
Cellular component (GO): nucleoplasm
Source: RefSeq, a predicted model, not a curated record
CCCCGCGCCGCCUCAUGCCGCCGGCCCGGUAGCGGCGCCGCGCCGGGGCCGGGCGGGGCGGCCAUGAGGGCGGCCUGAGGGACGGCCCCGAGCGAGCCCCGGCCAUGGGCGAGAGGCGGCGCGGGGAGAGCGGCGAGCCGGGCACGGGGCGAGGUCAGAGCCGUCCCUGAGAGCUCCCCCAGCAGCUCCUGCCCCUCGGCCGGCCCCGACUGCCCCGGGAGCAGCCAGCCCUGCGUGUCCCAGGUGAGCGGCCCCUCCAGGUGUGCCCGUGCCCGCUGCUGCCCUGCCAGUCCCGCCCGCCCCGGGAGAUGCCCGCGCCGGCCCCGCCGCGCCCAGCGGAGCAGAACCACCAAGAGCCGCAGCCGCCGUUGGCGCCGUGCCCGUGGCGGGGCCAGCUGUGCAUCGGGGGGCAGCGCCUGGGCACCAUCGGCCUGAGGAGCCAGCACAGCGCGGGCACCGUGCCCGCCCAGCUGCCUCCCAGCCUGGACAUCAAACACGUCAUGGGUUUGUCUGAGCUGAAGAAAAAAAUUCCAGAAGCUGCAUUUGGGAAAAACAAUUACACCAAGAAUGAAGUGUGUUUCCAGGGCGUGCUCUCCAGCCUGUACGAGGUUGAAAUCUCCCCCAAGGACCAGGCCCGGCUGGACCUGCUGGUGCAGAGCCUGAAGCAGAAGGACCUGGCCAUCAUCAAAUUCCUGCAGGGGCGGGGAGUGCUGAUCCUGCUGGCGUCCUCAGCCCUGGCACGGGAGGAAGGCCUGGAGCCCAAGGAGCCCGUCAGCCUGCUGGCCCUGUUCCUGUUCAGCUCCCCCCGGGCACUGAGCCCCCCAGUGGAGCCGCAGGACAGCAGUCCCAGGAGCUCGGGCAGCUCCAGGAGCUCCAUCUCGCUCAGGAUCGCCUCGGUGGUGCCCGGGCUGCGCUAUGCCCUGCACAGAGCAGCCGGCUCCUCCUGCAGCCGCCUCCAGGAGCACCUCCAGGAGUUUGCAGAGCUCCAGGAGAGCUGCCAGGACAUCCCCGGUGUGCCCGUGCCCUCUGGGUGCCAGGAUGGCGACGCCGGCCCUUCCCGGGCAUUCUCGGAGCGAUCCCUGGCCCAGCUGCGCCGUUACCUGUCCGACCCCGGCAGCUUCACCCUGGGGGUGUCGGCAGCGCUGCAGUGCCUGCGUGGGGCUGCUGGGAAUGUGGGGGACAAUCCUGGAAAUUCCUCCUCCUCCUCCUCUUCCUCCGAGCCCGCGGGCGCUGCUCCUUGCACCAGAUCAGCGGGAGCCGCGCGGGAUGAGAGGGAGCUUCCGGAGAGAUCCCUGAAAAGCGUCACCUCUCCCAGCAAGCCCUGGGGCCGGGAGCUGAGGAGGAAAUCCAGCAGGAUCCUGGGGAAGGGCACUGCAGCCCCCAGGGCACAGAGCCCUCCCGGCCAGGGCAGCAGCACCAGCACGGAGGCAGCCAAGAGGAAAACCAGCGGUGCUUCCUCUUCUCCCAAAAAAUCGGGAUCCGCUGGAAAUCCCAACGAGCCCAUGCUGAAAUUGGCCAACCUGCGGUUGCCACAUGGGAGGAAAAGAGGUGCCGAGGUCCUGGCUGCAGAGAUUGUCCCCAAACCCCAGUGUGAAGCUGCUGAGAUGGAGAAGGAGAGCUCAGCUCCCAAUGGCCCUGCUGUGGAGGCCAAGAGGCCCAAAACCCUGGAAAACCUGGACACCAGGAAGGAUCCUGUCCCUGACAGUGGCACCACAAAGCCAGGGAAAAGCAAAACGCAGAAAAACGUGGAAAGCAGAGCGGCAAAACCUCAGGAGAAGCAGCAGGAAGAGAGUGAGCGGAAGGAGCCGCCCUCGGAGCCGCCCGGCCCAGCCCCAUCCCAAGCAGAAAUCCCGGGAAAUGUUCAUCCCAUGGCAAUUCCCAGCUCUUCCUUCGCCCUGCCAGGGGACAGCAGCGACUCCCACGCCCUGAACCUGCUGGCUGACCUGGCCCUGGGCUCCUGCAUUCCCGCCUUUAUUCCCAAGGAUUCCGCGGAACGCGGCGAUUCCUCGGCGCCCAAAUCCCCGCGCGCCGCCUCCGACCACAAAUACCACCGGGGGGACCGGCAGGCCAGGAAAGCUCCGUGCAGCAGGGUGUGCCAGAACCAGGCUGUGCCUGAUCCAGCACAUCCCAGCCCACCGGCCGCUCCUCCCAAGGAGAAAACCUCGGGAAUUGUCAGCAGGAGCAGCGCGGCAUUCCCGGCAUUCCCGCACUCCAUCAUCUCCGCCGAGCACUCCUACGCCUCCCCCAUGCCCGAGGAUGCCAGAGCCGCCCCAGAUGCCAAAGGGAAUCACACCAGGAAUGCCCCGGCUGCCCCGCUGGUGGGGAAGGUGCUGCCCUUCCGGCACCAGCAGGGCGGCGCCGCCGAGCGCGGGCGCGGCCGGGGCGGGGCCGGGAGGAAGGAGGAGUUUGGCAGGAGGCACUCGGUGAGCGUGUGCGGGGGCGCCCUGAGGGUCACGUGCCGCUGGGAGGAGCAGUACCUGUUCCACCUGGACAGCCGGUACACCAACGACGCCCUGGAGAAAACCGUGAUCCGGGCCCUGCACGGGCCCUGGGACCCCGAUCUCCCCGACGACGUGGAGGGGAUGAAGCUGAUCCUGCACAUGUGGGUGGCCCUGUUCUACAGGAAGCCCAGCAAGCUCCUGAGCAGCUCCAGGAAGGUGGUGGAGCACAGCAACCCCAGCAAAUUCGUCUCCAUCAGCAGCUCCGGCGGCUUCCUGGAGCUCAGCGACGACAGCCAGGACUGCUUCGGCUCCGAGACGCGCGCGGCCGACUCGGCCUGGGACCCCGAGCAGAGCCCCAGCAGCUCCCUGGACCCCAGCCCGCCCUGCCAGGGCGCCCCCCAGCCCCAGCAGGGCCCUGUGGGCAUGGCUGGGGACAGCACCGUGUCCUCCUCCUCGGGGGAGCUGCCCUGUGGCAAUGAGGAGGAGGAGGAGGAGCAGGAGCCUUCCUCCACCAGCUGUCCUGAGAGCCUCUCCCUGCAUGGGAAUGCUGGGGAAACGCUGGGUGUGGGCGUUCCUGAGGAGGAGGAGGAGGGCACAGGGGGUGUCUGCAGGGUCACUGCCAGUGCCACCAACGGGGUGAGUGCGGCCUGGGGGCUCCAGCCUGCCCCUGAUUCCGUGCCCUUGGGAGCAGCUGCUGGAAGUGCAGAGCCUGGGGGAGCCCCUGAGGAAGGGGAGGAAGGCCAGGAGCCCUCGGAGCGCUCAGAAAAGGAGGAGAGGGAAGAGGAGGAGGAGGAGAAGAAGGAGAAUGAGGAGUUGGAGGACGAAGUCUCCUUCACGGGCCCCGUGGGUUUGGUGCUGUCGGAGAGCAGCGAUGCCGAGAUGGAAUGUGAGCAGAAUCCCAGGAAUUCGGUGUCUCUGGCAGAGUUUGGUGUUCCUGAGCAGGACCCCGUGCCCAGCCCCACCUCCCUGGCACCCCGACCCUGCCCAGCACCCGGGGCUGUCCCUGCAGCAUCUCCCGAGGAGGAGCCACCAAACCAGGAGCAGCCCCCGGAUCCCUGGGGCGCUCCGGGCACGCCGGGCUCGGAGCCAGACGGGGCUGGAGUGGGGUCACGGCCGGGUGAGAGCAGCCGGGAGCUGGCAGUGCCCGCUGUGCCCAGCCCUGUGUGCGGGGCACAGCCCGACAGCGUCACAGACAGCCCUGGGGACGGCUCCGAGCGCACCCACCGGGAGCAGGCGCCCUCUGUGCAGCCCUGGGAGCCGGCCCGGAGCUCGGGACCGCCCUGCAGCCCCGACAGCAGCUCCGUGUGCCCGGCCUCUCCCAGCGCCUCCGUGCAUCCCUGGGCUGCCCCAGAGGAUCAGCCCGUGGGGAGCCUCCAGCCCCACCUGGGACAGCAGCGCGGGGGUGACGCCGAUCCCAGCCCCGAUUCCCUGGGUGGGCACGGGGCUGUGGAGGAGGAGCAGCCGGGGAGCCCCUCGGGCCAUGGCAGGGAGGAGCUGGAUGAUCCCGUGGGAGCAGGAGAUGGCCCGGCCUCCCCCUCUGAGGGCACAGACACAGGAGAUGAGUGCAGAGCUGAGAGCGGGGAUGUGUUCCCUGGCACGGAGAAUUCCCCUGGGAAUGACACCACGAACACGGAGAUGGCAGAGACCCCUCCCCAGCAUCACCUGCUGGAGCCAGAGCCCUCCUCCUCCAUCACGGAGGCCAUCUCAGCCGUGCAGGAGCUCCCCAGGCAGCAGCAGAGCUUCCCAAACCUCCAGGGGGACUCAGCUCCCGCUCCGGAGGGAGCGAGCACCGGAGGCUCCAGCGUUCCCGCCGUGCCGGGCCGGCGCGAGUCGGUGCUGUGCCGCCUCUGGAAGCCGGGCCGGGCAGGAGGAGCCGUGCAGGUCAGCGUGGCUGCCUGGAGCCCGCGUGGCUCCUUCCGUCCCAGCUGCUCCCGAGAGCUGGAGUCCCCAGCUCCCUGCUCGCCUGAGCCAGCGCCGGCGGAACCGGGAGCUGCUCCUCCUUCUCCCUGGGAGCCGUGGGACCAUGCGGAGCCUGCGGAGCCUGCGGAGCCGGGCUCGCCCCUGCCCGAGGCGCUGCCUGGGGUGCUCCUGCCCACUCCAGACAGUGCACGGAACCACAGCAGCCCCAGGAACAGCCCCAGCAACCAGAGGAACAGCCCCAGGAACCAUGGGAGCCCUGGGAGCUAUGGCAGCCCUGGGAGCAGCCCCAGGAGCUGUGGGAGCUUCAGGAACCACGGCAGCCCCAGGAACAGCCCCAGGAACCAUGGGAGACUCAGGAACUAUGGCAGCCCCAGGAACUAUGGCAGCCCCAUGAGCUGUGGCAGCCCUGGUAGCCCCAGAGGCCAUAGCAGCCCCAGGAGCCAUGGCAGCCCCAGGAACCGUGGCAGCCCCAUGAGCUGUGGCAGCCCCAGGAGCUGUGGGAGCCCUGGUAGCCCCAGAGGCCAUGGUAGCCCCGGCAGCUAUGGUAGCCCCAGGAGCUGUGGCAGCCCCAGGAACUUUGGUAGCCCCAGGAACUUUGGUAGCCCCAGGAGCCCCAGGAACUUUGGUAGCCCCAGCAGCCCCAGGAGCUAUCUCAGCCCCAGGAGCUGUGGUAGCCUCAGGAGCCAUGGCAGCCCCAUAGAUGGUGGCAGCCCCAGGAACUAUGGCAGCCCCAGAAGUUGUGGUAGCCCUGGUAGCCCCAGGAGCUGUGGCAGCCCCCGAAGCUGUGGCAGCCCUGGUGGCCCUGGUAGCCCCAGGAGCCAUGGCAGCCCUGGUGGCCCCCGGAGCCCGGCAGGGGAUGCCGGAGGGAGCCCCGGGGAGGAGGAGGAGGAGGAGGAGCCCUUCCUGCCCGAGGAGCUGGAAGGGGGCAGCAUUGCCAGCCCUGCCCCUUUCCCAGGCCGGGAGUGCCCCCUGUGCCAGCCCUGGGAUGAGUGUGAGCACCACCCCGAGGGGUCCCAGGGGUCCCCUGAUCCCGACUGUGCUGGCACUGAGGGGGGACAGGGGGACAUUCCCGCUUCUCCCAUCCCGUGGGACGAGCCCGGGGAUCCCUCUGGAGAACCCCCGGAGUUCAGUGAUGCCGAGGAUAUUUCGGAUGCGCUCCCAAGGGAAGAGCAGCUGCCAAGCCAAGGCACCCACGAGGGCUUGGCCUUCGAGGAUCCAUUGGAGAAUUCCUUUGGUGACUCAGAGCAGGAAUAUUUGGAGGGGAAUUCUCGCUCCCCUCUUCCGAGCAGGAGCUCCUGCAUCGUGAGAUCCGUGGAUGCUGCAGGAGCAAGGACUACCUGGGACAGCUCCUCCUGGAGCUCCGAGCAGGCGGAGGAGCCCGGGGAGGGCUGGCACUGGGAUGUCCCCAGGGAUUCGGGGGGCAUCGUGGUGACCAGGCAGUGCCACGAGAGGGUGGCACAUUUCCAGCCGCCCCGGAGGCGCAGCCGCCGAGCCCGCGAGUCCCACCUGGCCCGGUCCCUGCUGGGGACGUGGCGGGGCCUGCAGGAGAUCACCCAGCACACUUUGGACAUGGAGUGCCUCCGCUUCCACUAUAAGCUAAAGGAAAUCCUAAGGAAGGGCAAACCGCCCUUUUCUACCUCCAGAAGCCUCUUCCCGACGGCCUCCCCGCCCCGCGUGCCGCUGUCCCCGCGCAGCAGGAGCCCCCUGCGGGUGACAAUCCCGCCCUCGGACGGGUGGCCCCGCUCCCGCAGGGACCCUCGGGCCGCCAGGAGGGCGCGGAGCCGGGAGCGCGGGGCCGCCCUGCGCCUGGCCCGGCUGCGGCACCGGCACCGGCCCGGCCCGGAGCCAGAGCCCCGCGGGGACGGGGACGGGGACGGGGACGGGGACGUGGCCGGCAUCCUGCGGGAGUUCUCCGAGUUCCAGAGGCUGCUGCUGCCCGGGAGCGCCGCCCCGGGGCAGGGGGAGCCCGGGGUUGCCCGGCCGGGGCUGGUGCGGCCCCACAGGCCGGCGGAGCUCCGGGGAAUGGUGGCGGAGCUGUGCGGGGCCCUGCGCUGCCACCUGCGCCGCGUGGCCGCUGGAUCGCGGCUGCCGGAAAGUUCAGCUGGAGAGCGGCCAGGAGCUCUUCACAGGCCUGAAGUCCCCCCAGCACUGCCAAGGCCCCCAAGUGCCCCAUCCUGUGCAUUUCCCAUCCCUGCAGGGCUGGGGGCUCCCAUUCCCCCGUGUUCCCAGGGGAACACUCCCAGCCAAGCUGCCCUGUGUGUGUUGCAGGCCCUGCUGGAGGCGCGGGGGUUCGUGAGCACGGAGCCCCUGAGCUUCUGCAGCGCCCGGCGCGGGGCCGGCGAGCGGCUGCUGGUCAUCGUCAGGAACCAGGACAUCGCCUCGCACAUCCACACGGUGCCGUGCCUGCUGGAGCUGAAGCGCUGUCCCAGCGUGGUGUUUGCGGGCGUGGACGAGCCCGAGGAGGUGACCGGUGACACAUUCCAGGAGCUCUUCCAGGCCGGGGGGUUCGUGGUGUCCGACGAGGAGCUGCUGGAAAGGGUGACCCUGGGCCAGCUGGAGGAGGUGGUGAAGCUGCUGGAGAAGCUCAACAGGAGCGGGCGGUGGAGGUGGCUCCUGCACCACAGGGAGAGCAAACAGCUCCGAGGAGAGCUCAGGGCCGAUGGCAGCGCCCAGAGGAAGCAGCAGCUGCUGAGGUGGUGCCAGGGGGCAGAGCUGCUGGAGCUGCUGCCCUUCCACGGCUGCGACGCUGCGGCCGAGCCCCGGCGCGCCCAGUGCCUGCUGGGGCUGCAGGCGCAGCACGUCCGCGCCCGCUUCGCCGUGUUCCUCACAGAAAACCCCAGCAGCAGCUGCAGGGAGAUGCUGGAGAGCAGAGGAAUUCUGGUGGCCGACAUCUCCACCUUCCUCGCCACGGUGCACAAAGUGGCCGCUCCCUUCAGAAGAAGCUACUGGUGA